AUGGAAACCGCCAGCAAAAACGUCACCAAUGUCGUGCGCUCCAUGAAGCUGCUCAAGGUGGACGGCUACUGCGCCACCAAGACCAUGGGCAACGACGACUGCAUCAAGUCCACCUACAGCAUUGGUGGGUAUGAGUGGGAGAUCUGCAUCUACCCUGCCAUGAUGCCCCGCGCGCGCGACGGCACCCCGUGGGUGGCGGUGAAGCUCGUGUUCCUCAGCGAGACCUGCCCGUCCAUCGUGAGGGCGAACCUGAGCUGCCGUCUGGUUGAUCCGAGAAGUGUCCUUCGACCGUCUGAAGAAAAGAGUGUGUCAUGUAUAUUCAACCGUUCCUGGCUAUCCCGCUGUCUACAGAUGUGCUCGCCUUUCGUGAGUGAAGAUUGUUCGCUUCCAGUUCGUCUUAUGUCGACGGGCGGCCUAGCAUCAUCCGGUUAUCUCAGGAAUGAUUCUUUUACCGUGCUAUGCGUUGUCACGGUGCUGAAGGAGGAUUUGCCAGAUCAAGCAAUCCCAGGUAAAGAAGUGUCUGGGUCAUCACCUAGCCUGCAGAACCACCUUGCUGAGCUCCUGCACAGUGGGUUGGAAGCAGAUGUCACAUUUGUUGUAUCUGGCAAGUCUUUCGCUGCACACAAGGUCAUUCUUGCUGCAAGGUCCCCUGUACUGAUGGCCGAGUUCUUUGGCCACAUGAAGGAGACGAGCUCUCAUCGCGUCGAGGUCAAGGACAUUGAUGCGGUGGUAUUCAAGUCGUUGCUUUACUUCAUCUACACUGACUCUGUGCUGGAAUUUGAUCAGCAGCAUGAGGCGGUCACAAUGUUGGCUCAGCAUUUACUUGCAGCUGCUGACAAGUAUGGACUGGACAGGCUCAAGGAGAUCUGCGAAGGUAAGCUCUCUGAUGGCAUCAGUGUCGACACGGCUGCAACUACUCUGGCAUUAGCAGAGCAGCACAACUGCCCGCAGCUCAAGGUGAAAUGUGUCGACUUCAUCGUUAGCACUCCUGCAAUUCUUGAUGCUGUGUUGGCGACUGACGGCUAUAAGCAUCUAGAGGCAAGCUGCCCUAUGGUGUUGCCUGAGCUUCUCAAGUCUGCCCGGGGCAGAAAGAGUUGA
Triticum turgidum subsp. durum (durum wheat) is the source of this 1098-nucleotide messenger RNA. Lineage: Eukaryota; Viridiplantae; Streptophyta; Magnoliopsida; Poales; Poaceae. The record is from the annotation of a GenBank genome assembly.